GUCAAAUCGUAAAAUGAUGCGUGAAGCUGCGCCGGCAGUAUUUCGUAAUUUUUAAAGAUUUUUAACUCAAACGUAAUGAAACUGCAUUUGGAAUGAGAGUAUUUAGCAAUUGUGUUCACAAUGAAUAACCUCGGGCGCGAUCCUGCGAAGAGGAAGGUUAAGCCAGUGGAAGCUCAGUCUCUGCUGGAUUUCGAUCUUGGAGAAGGCGAAAGCUCCGACGACUCGGACUUUCGGAUUGAGGACCACCCUGAAGACAGUGAUGACCACUCCAUCAACAGUGACGAUGAUGGAAAAGAUGACAGUGGCAGCUCUGAGGAGUCUGCGUCAGAUGCUGAAGAUGAGUUUAAGGACAGCAGCAAAAUGGGAGAGUCAUCCGUUACUGACUUAUUGGAAAGAGCCAAGAAAGCUGAGUUUAAGAUACCUGGUGACUUGGCCAAUUGGUUGAUCUGUGCUGGUUGCCUUGGCUCCAGGAGCGAUGACUUCAAUGAGAUUGUUGAGUGUGACGGUUGUGGUGUCACAGUCCAUGAAGGCUGUUAUGGUGUGUCUGACGUCACCAGUGAGUCGAGCACAGUCAGCUCCGCGUCCACCGAACCGUGGUUCUGUGAGGCCUUGUAAAGCGGGGUCACUGACCCUAGCUGUGAGCUAUGUCCUAACAAAGGGGGCAUAUUUAAGGAGACAGAAGUUGGAGCAUGGGUUCAUCUCGUCUGCGCACUAUACGUGCCUGGCGUGGCAUUCUCAGAGGUGGAGCGACUAUCCGGCGUAACUUUAUUCGAGAUGGCGUACUCGCGCUGGGGCGCGCGUUCGUGCGCGCUGUGCGCCGACGCGGCGCUCGCGCGCACCGGCGUCUGCGUCGGCUGCGACGCCGGGCUCUGCAAGACGUUCUUCCACGUCACAUGCGGACAAAGAGCAGGGCUGUUGGCCGAAGCGCAUUCAGAAGAGGCGGAGCAAGCGGACCCGUUCUACGCUCACUGCAAACUGCACUCGGAUAAAACGCUCGUCAAGAAACGGAAGAGGAACUGGCUCGCGUUACAACUGAGGACCGAAAAGAGGAAAUAUGAGUUACAAAACAACCCGACUCCUGAAGAGAAGGCCAGGAUAAAACGGAAACUGAUCAAAUACAGGAAGAAGUAUUUGCAGCACAAGGAAAAUCGGAAUCCGCCAUGGGUGCCGACACAGAAAAUGGCGCGAAUGUUGUUCAGCAGCGCGUCAGCAAUGAGGAAGUUCCAGAAGAAAGCAGAAUGCAUGGGCGUGGACACGCAUGCUUUGGAGUUUCAAGACGCACAGAUGGCCGCUCUGAAAGAUGUGUCCCGUCGCUGGCACGUACCACCCGCAUUCUCAGUGGAGUUCGUUGGCUACUACCUGGAGAGGAACAGCCGUGUGACGUCAUUGAGGCGAUCUCUGGAGAGACUCACCAAGGAAAACGAGACUUUGUUAGGUGGUGAUGAGAAACUGAGAACAGAUUAUGAUGAUGCUUCGAAAGAAAACACCGACGCCCUAGCCGAACUAACGUCAGCCAAGCAAGCCCUGCAGAAGAUAUACGAGGCGAUAACCGCCAUAUGCCCGGCUAAAACGCUGCCCCCUAUAAUGGAGGAGAAGCCACUGCUACCGCCGGUCAUCGCGCGCUCUACGCCGAAAGUUACGCCUCAGCAGUUGCAGAAACGGUUGGCCGCCGGGUCUAUGUCAGUGCCCACCGCGGCUGCUCUUAAGAUGGGCGUUGGUUUUCCUCUUAGCGACAACCCGGACGCACGCCAAGGAAAAGUCUUGUCGACGUCUCUUGAAGGCGCAUGCGCGGUGUGCGGGCGGCACAGCGAGCGGCACUUGAUGGCGGCGUGCGACACGUGCCGGCAGCACUACCACCUGCACUGCCUCAACCCGCCGCUGCAGCGCCCGCCCAAGAAAACCAAGCUUUACGGCUGGCAAUGCUCGGAGUGCGACAAAACGUCAGAUUCAGAACCAGAAGUACUGGAAAAGAAAGUACCGCGACGCUCCCGCAUCAGAUACAGCAAGGACGGCGCCAUCAUCACAGACCCACUGAGCCCUGGCUCCGUACCCAACUCUCCACCCCCGAAACACAAGCAGGAGAAAACACCAAAAGCAGAAAAGGAAAAACUCAUCAAAGUACCAGAAAACGUAUCACCUAUCAAAGUCACCAUAAAACCCUUCGAAUUCAUCAGCGAUGACGUCGAAACCGAAUCCAAGAAGAAAGAUAAAAGAAUUAAGAAAAAGAAAGAACAUGGUGCCAUGGAAGAAUCUCUCUCAAAGAAGAUGCACAAACGUGCUUUCACUUCCCCCACUUUGACAAACACGCCUCUCAUGUCGAUAACCCCUAUAGUCGCGGACAGCCCUAACGAUUCUCACAACGAAAACUCAAACGCUUCAGCAACCGCGACUCCAAGUAAAAGAGAAGAUUCUAGCUUCCUCUCCCAUAACUCUUCCUUCUCCUCUCUUCUCACAGAACCGAAAGAAAGAGACAGCAAAACUAUCGAAAGCUCUAUUGAGAAUACUCUAGCUAACUUAUCCUCGGAUAUAGCUACGUACAAAGCGAAUAGGAAGCGCAGGAAAGAAAAGCAUCGGUCGCGGUAUUCUCCCGAUUUCCUGCGAUCGCCGUCCAAGUCUCAUAAGCAUAAAAGGAAGAAGAAGACGCAGGAUAUGGAGAAUCCAGACACGCCUCAUCCAAGAAUUACUAUUAAGUUCAAGCCAAUCCCAAAGCCGGACGGUUCCCUGGACACGCAGAUGUUCUACGUGCCAACGGACAGCAAUGAUGGCCCCCCACCUGCAGUCAUGAGGAAACUCUCUAAGCACGCCGAGCAAGAAGCAGGUGCCAAACCACCUCCGACAGCGGAGACACCUGAAGCCCAAGCUCCUCCGAAGAAGGAAUUGAAUCAAAAUCAAAUUUCGCCCGAAAAGUCCAUGCCUCAGGUAGUGCUUGAGCAAGUUAAACCAGUGCAGAAGAGCGCGCGCGCGGGGCGCGGCCGGGCGGAGGCGGGCGGCGCGGCGCCGGCGCCCGCGCCGCUGUCGCCCAUGACGCACUGCGACGUCUGUCAGCAGCCCGGCGGGCCCGUCAACCUCGUCCGGUGUGACGAGUGCAACAAGAGGUACCACUUCACAUGUCUGGAGCCGCCGCUCAACAAGAACCCCAAGAAGCGCGGCUACUCGUGGCACUGUGCUGACUGCGAUCCUACUGACGUGGAAGAGAACAACUAAUGUUUCGAGUGUGCUUCACGAAUGAGUAUUAGUGGAAGAAAAUGAAUAUUUUCAGUGUUUCCUUCAAAGUUAUUUGUAACUUUAUCCGUGGUUUUGACAUUUGAUGUGAUAUAAGAAUAAAUAUAUUUAUUAAGAUCGUAAUUUAAGUUUUAAGUAUCUACGUGUAUUGGAUUAGGAUUAAGGUUAAUGUCAAACUUUCAAAUAAAAAACUCAAGUA
This is a messenger RNA of Leguminivora glycinivorella, 3421 nucleotides long. Its product is annotated as PHD finger protein 14. Lineage: Eukaryota; Metazoa; Arthropoda; Insecta; Lepidoptera; Tortricidae. The record is from RefSeq and is a predicted model, not a curated record. The transcript is spliced from 21 exons. Gene Ontology annotation, biological process: regulation of transcription by RNA polymerase II.